Amaranthus tricolor (Joseph's coat) is the source of this 834-nucleotide messenger RNA. RefSeq lists its product as uncharacterized. The coding region runs from base 1 to 834 and encodes 277 amino acids. The transcript is spliced from 6 exons. NCBI's taxonomy places the organism in Eukaryota, Viridiplantae, Streptophyta, Magnoliopsida, Caryophyllales, Amaranthaceae. The record is from RefSeq and is a predicted model, not a curated record.
AUGGUUGUUGUUGAGAAUGAAGAAGAAGAGAUAGUAAUAGAGGAAGAAGCACCUGAUGAAGGGGAAAAGUCAAUGAGCUUGGAGAGAACAGAAUGUGAGGAAGCUUUGAGAGAAGAGGAAGAACGGUUUCUUGAGACGGUUUUGAGAAGGGAAGAUGAUAGUUUGAGUGAUUUGAUGUGGAACGCAAAAUGUGCACAAACGUUUCUCCGUUGGGAUCUGGAAGCUGCCAGAAACGGCGUAGAAACACUGAAAGGAGAAUGCAGCACUAUCUUAGAGUGCAAGGUGCCGAAAAAAGAAGCUGACCCCAGAAGUUUCACCAUUCCAGUCAAAUUUGGUGAAGUCUUGGUUAAUAAAGCACUUGUUGAUUUGGGAGCUAGUCUAGCCGAUAGAUCAGUAAGGUUUCCAGUUGGAGUUGUUGAAGAUAUGCCAGUUCAAAUAGGGAAGUUUUAUGUCCCUUGUGAUUUUGUGAUUAUGGAUAUUGUUGAAGAUGAUGUCAUACCUAUCAUUCUUGGGAGAGAUUUUUUGAUGACAGCACGGGCUAUUUUUGAUGUGUUUGAUGCCAAGCUUACAUUUAACAUCUUAGGGGAAGACGUUGAGUUUCAUCUUCCAUCAAUAAUGAAAGGACCCGCUGAUGAAUCACUGUGCAGAGCAGAAGUGGCAAGGGUUGAGAUUAUGCAUCCACAGUAUGAUGACCCUUUGAGAUCAAUCUUAGAAGGAGUUAAGGAUGGAAGGCGCUCAGAAGCCGCAAGUUUGAAGAAGCUGUUAGAUGAACCAGAUUUCUAUAUGGAACCAAUGAUGGAGACCGUUUUGGAGGCUUCUGUGACGGCUAAAUAG